Molecule: messenger RNA, 1774 nt
Organism: Striga asiatica
Lineage: Eukaryota; Viridiplantae; Streptophyta; Magnoliopsida; Lamiales; Orobanchaceae
Source: the annotation of a GenBank genome assembly
AUCACAACUCCCCCGUUUCAACUUUCAAGUUUCAACACACGACAUCACUACACCGAAUCCACGACGACGCCACUUUUAAACAGGCAGAGCUUUGUAUAUAAAAUUGCAUAAAUUAUCAGACGUAUUAAAGAAAAUAAAAAAAAAGUCUGGAUUUUACUCAGCAGCCGGCCGCUAAACGUUAAAAAUUGCAACCGGAAAAUGUCUAUGCUGCUGAGUUGUUUUCCAUGAGUUGAGACUUGAGAGCGUUUUUCUAACUCGAGCCAUUAUAAUUUUUUCCAACAAAAAAAGAAUUAAAAAAUUGUUGUUAAGGGGGCUUUUCUGGUAGAAAAGCAAGGAAAUCGAAAAUGGCGGUGGGCCGGAGGGAGAAGGGCAGCCAAUCAUCGUCCCGGGGGUCGCGAAUCGCGGCGGCGGUUGGGAUCGGAGUGGCUUUGGGAUGCGUGUUUGCGUUUUUGUUCCCCCAUGGAUUUUUCUCCUCCAAUCAGUCGACCCGCGUUCGUUCCCUUUCGAAUUCCAAUCUUCAGGUUGAUCCAUCUGCUUGUGAGUCAACCGAGAAAAUAAACCAACUCAAGUCCAACCUCAUGACUUUAUCAGACAAAAACGUCGAGUUGAAAAGGCAAAUCCGAGAAUUAAAUGAAAAGCUAAGAUUAGCCGAGCAAGGCAAGGAUCACACGCACGAGCAAUUUCUCGUGUUGGCCAAAGAACCUCACAAAGCCGGGCCUUUUGGCACUGUCAAGGGUUUAAGGACAAACCCUAGCAUCCUACCAGACGAGAGCGUAAACCCACGACUCGCAAAAAUCCUUUCAAAAAUUGCAGUUCGCAAAGAGCUCAUAGUUGCUCUCGCCAAUUCAAACGUGAAGCCCAUGCUCGAGCUCUGGUUCACCAACAUUAAAAAAGUGGGCAUCACUAAUUACUUAGUCGUGGCAUUAGAUGACGAAAUUGUCGAUUUCUGCAAGUCGAACGAUAUCCCCUUUUACAAAAGGGACCCAGACGAGUUAAUCGACUCCGUGGGGAAAACCGGCGGUAAUCACGAGGUCUCGGGACUUAAAUUUCGAAUCUUGAGAGAGUUUUUGCAGUUGGGCUAUAGCGUUCUUCUUUCGGAUAUCGAUAUUGUGUUUCUGCAGAACCCUUUUGAUUUCUUGUACAGAGAUUCUGAUGUGGAGUCGAUGUCGGAUGGACAUAACAACAUGACAGCUUAUGGGUUUGACGACGUUUUUGACGAGCUGUCAAUGGGCUGGGCCCGUUAUGCACACACGAUGAGGAUUUGGGUUUAUAAUUCUGGGUUUUUCUACAUAAGGCCCACGAUUCCGGCUAUCGAGCUUUUGGACAGGAUUGCUGGCAGGCUUGCUCGGGAGAAAUUGUGGGAUCAAGCUGUUUUUAACGAGGAGCUGUUUUACCCUUCGCAUCCGGGUUAUGUGGGGCUUUAUGCGUCAAAGAGGACUAUGGAUUUUUACCUGUUUAUGAACAGUAAGGUUCUUUUCAAGACUGUUAGGAAAGAUGGUAGUUUGAAGAAACUGAGGCCGGUUAUUGUUCAUGUUAAUUAUCAUCCGGAUAAGUUUCCGAGGAUGAAAGCUGUUGUGGAGUACUAUGUGAAUGGGAAGCAAGAUGCUCUGGAUCCGUUUCCUGAUGGUUCUGAGUCACUGUGACAGAUGUUUUUACGUGUUUAUGUGAAAAUUUUCUCUCGUUUUUUUCAAGGCGCAAAGAACGAUGGAUCUUUUUUGAGCAACAUGUCUGUGUUAUGUUAUGUUAUUACUUUUUUUUUUUUUUUCAGUUUAAU